GUGCUGUAGCUCUUGCCUGCUAGAGCUGAUUGCUGAGACGGCUCUGAUGCCAAGCUGGCUGAUGCAAAAUUAUCUGCUGUGACAAAGACAAUUUUCAAGUUACACCAUCUUGGAUUGGCGGCUGGUUAGUUUGUGCAGGAUUGCUUUUGGCCCAUAUAUUCUGGCCCACCUCUGAAACACAGACGUACCUGGUCAUUAAUCCUUUAGACUUUCAAGCAAGAUUGUACAGCUGUGGUGUAAUCCAAUAAAGCUGUCCUGCCUUAAGCAAUACAUGGGUCAGCGUUCUCCAUUUGUGGCCCACUCAUAAAUGCGGCUUGCUUGUUGAGCUCAAAAUGGACGACGGGGAUGUGGAAGCAGUGGAAUUUGAAGGCGGACUGACUGCUGCUUUUCUACGAACUGUGACGGGAGCUGAGGACCUGUCCACCGUGUCCUGCUUGGAGCUCUCCGUGAAUGCUGCGGAAGCAUGCCUCUUCGAUGUGGGCCAGUUGGUGCCCCAGUUGCGGGAACUCAAGUUGCUCGACAGCACGCUGCCCCAGAUCCGGGACCUCGGCACGGGCCUAAUGCAGCUGCAGGUCCUCUGGGUGCCACGCUGCGGCCUACAGGAAGUUGAUGGUCUGAGCAGCCUGCCCAAGCUGCGGGAACUGUACGCUGCUUUCAACGACAUUGAGGAUCUGGCGCCUAUCGCAGGCCUGGAGAACCUGGAAAUCCUGGACCUAGAGGCCAACAAGGUAGCCGACCUGGACGGUGUGGCGUUUCUUGGCAUGUGCCCCAAGCUACAAGCAUUGACUCUGGAGGGAAACGAUGUUGCGGCGGCCCCCAACUAUCGAAGCAGCGUGGUAGAGCUCAUACCCACGCUCACUAUGUUGGACGAGCUGCCGGUUGGCCCAAGUGACAGAGACGCUGCAGCGGCAGGAGGUCAGGUGCCCGGUCAAACUCCGGUUGUCGAGGCUGCUCCGGAAACGCCCCGCAGUGCGGACGAGUUGCGAGAGCUGGUGCUGGUGCGGGACGGCAUCAAAUACGCCAGGGUGGCAGCAGCGCCGGACGAGACUCUUCGACAGCCUGUCUGCGGAGAAAGAGCCAGCUCAGCGCCGAGCACGUCGGGCCGGCCCGCCUCCGCGGCCGCACGCAUGCGGCACUCGUACAGCGCGGGCCUUCCCCGACCUUGGACCCCGUCCUCAGGAGUGCGUCCCAUGUCCGCUUUUGGCUCCCGCCCCAGCACGGCCGCAGGAGGAAGGCCGGGCACCGCAGCCGGGACAAGGCCUGGGACAGCCCGGCAACGGCCCGCGAGUUUUCAGCGGGUGUCCGAGGAGGGGUCUUCUUCCGACCACGCCAGCGAGUUGACCUUCGGGACUGACCAGGUCUUUUGCGGGAACCCAGUCCAAGCCCUUCGACGGCGGAAAGCUAGCGGCGGGCAAGCGGCCCACGGCGUCUCCGCCUCUCCGCGUGACUCGAGCGGUGAAUACUCCCCGACCACUGUCGCGGGUUUGGCGCCAGGCAGUGGGGCGGUUGGGGACGACCACCGAGAGCUGCUGCAGGAGCUGGCGGAGGUCAAGGCCAAGUCGGCAGAGGAAGGGGACGCACUGCUGGAAAGUAGAAGGGGAGAAGAAGAAGCCCAAAGGGCCGACGUCCUUGUAGUCGAACACGCUGCUCCACCAAACAAGACCAGGGGCGAAGGGCGAACAAAAUCGCAACUGCCAACUCGAGGGGAGCAGGGUAAAGUUGGCGGACCUAGGAGUCGCAUGUCGUCCGGUUCAGAAGAGGACACGCGGCCUGUGCGCGGGCAGACCAGUAGCCAACGCACCCCACUGCUCGUCAGCAAGUCGAGUGGAAACGGAGGGAAAGCGGACGCCAACAAACCGGCACAGGCGGCCCGGAGCCGAGCACAAGCGCGCUCACCCGAGCCAGUGAGUGUGGGGAGGUUGCGGCCGCGGGACAGACUGUCGGCUCAAACGUGCGUCGUUGGGUCGUGACACGAAAGGGCUGCCUGAUAACAGCUAGCUUGACUUGGUG
Molecule: messenger RNA, 2010 nt
Organism: Klebsormidium nitens
Lineage: Eukaryota; Viridiplantae; Streptophyta; Klebsormidiophyceae; Klebsormidiales; Klebsormidiaceae
Source: the annotation of a GenBank genome assembly